ACUCACCGGUGCCCUUGAUUCUGCUAACUUUGACAUGUGAGCAGCACAAACAUGUCUUUCCCUAAAAAACCUGGAGGCAAAGCGCUGGAUGUUUUGCAGAACCUGCCGCGGAUAAGUUUGGCGAACAUGCGGCCUGAACCAGGAGCUGGAAGAACGAGUAAAAGACGAGGCAGAGGACAACAUGGUGGCAACAGAAGCGGCCGAGGACACAAAGGAGAGCGACAGAGAGGGAACCGUCCACGGCUCGGGUUUGAAGGCGGUCAGACCCCGUUUUACCUGGUUAUUCCAAAAUAUGGCUUCAAUGAAGGACAGAGCCGCCGUCCUCAGUACCAGCCUCUGUCUUUAAAACGACUGCAGUACCUGAUUGAUGUGGGGCGAGUGGACACGACGCAGCCUGUAGACCUGACGCAGCUGGUCAAUGGCAGAGGGGUCACGAUACAGCCUCUAAAGAAGGACUAUGGCGUCCAGCUUGUUGAUGAGGGUGCUGACAUUUUUGCUGCAAAAAUAAACAUCGAGGUUCAGAGAGCUUCUGAAGGAGCCAUAGCUGCUAUUGAGAGGAACGGUGGCGUCAUCACAACCACUUUCUAUGACCCUAUCAGUCUUGGGAUUCUCAUCAAGCCUGUGCCGUUUUUCUUACGCGGUCAGCCGAUCCCAAAGCGCAUGUUACCAGGACAGGAUAUGGUCCCGUACUACACGGACGCGGAGAACCGAGGUUACUUGGCUGACCCGGAAAAGAUCCAGCAGGCCCGGCUCGCCCUGGCACAGAAGUACGGUUACAUUUUGCCAGACCUUUCAAAGGAUGAACUGUAUCACAUGCUGUCGACGAGGAAGGAUGUUCGACAGAUCUUCUUUGGCCUCGCGCCAGGCUGGGUCGUUAACAUGUCAGAGAAGAAGAUACUGAAACCUACUGAUGAGAAACUGCUUCAGUAUUACAGUUCGUAGGAGUAAAAGUAAAUGUUUUGUACAUUAUUGUCAGUAAAAUACAGAGUUUUGCUUGUUGGGGAUGUUUCCAUUUGAUAUAAAUAUGUGGAAAUCAUUAAACUGUAUCUUUAAAACCA
Solea solea (common sole) is the source of this 1058-nucleotide messenger RNA. It is a transcript of the gene mrpl15, whose product is annotated as mitochondrial ribosomal protein L15. Gene Ontology annotation, molecular function: structural constituent of ribosome. Gene Ontology annotation, biological process: translation. The record is from RefSeq and is a predicted model, not a curated record. The transcript is spliced from 5 exons. Gene Ontology annotation, cellular component: mitochondrial large ribosomal subunit. NCBI's taxonomy places the organism in Eukaryota, Metazoa, Chordata, Actinopteri, Pleuronectiformes, Soleidae. Bases 52 to 942 code for a protein of 296 amino acids.